AAUAAAGAUGAGCGGAUUGAUUAAGAGUGGGAGAGAAGAAGUUCUGCAGAAUAAGACUCAGAGAGGUUUUUAUCAAAAGAAGUCAGGGAAAAAGAUUAUGAAGAUUGAAAAAGAAUUUAAUAUGACUUUUAGUGGGCAUUCAAAGAGAUUUAAGGAAGUGAAUGUUUCUCAAAUAAUAAAUCGCAUGCAAGUAGAGAGAUCUAAGAAACAUCGUCAUUCUUCAAAGAUCAGGCUGCGUAAAAACAACAAAUCAACAGACAAUACUCAGAGAGCAUCUGAAAUGGGGACCUAUCAGGAAGCAAUAAGAUAUUGUACAGAAAUAAGCCAAAUCCGGAAAGAAGAGGAGAAAAGAAUGAAAUAAUCAUAUCCUGAAAUCAGACUACCCAAAUGUUUCGGGGCAUCAAAAUCCUCCUCAUAAAAUUUUCAACAAAAGAUGAAUUUACAGUUGCAUAAAAUUUCGUAAAAGAAAGAUAGGCAAUUCUCCAAGAGUUGACAGGAGCCUAGAGGACAUUCACUUAGCAAAGAAAGGAAGAUCUCCUUUUUUCCUUAUCAGAGGAAAGAAUUGAGCCCAAAACCAAUCAAAUUCAACAAUAAAAAGAGUCAGGAGAACCAAUUACUCUGCUGUUAGGAUCUCAAAUCGCAAAGCCAUGCAUAAGAGAGAUAUUUCCAAUCACCAAGCUCCUCCUGAUGAGUUUGAGAGAAGGAUCAAGCACUUAGAAACUGCUUUACAGUCUUUAGACGAUUGUUGCAGAAAAAGUAGGCCUACCGAUGAGCAAGUUAAAAAGAUAUGGGAAGUGGUUAAUAAAGGAAUAAAAGAUUUACCUAAAAACAUUGAAGAGCCUAUCCCUAAUAUUAACUUUGGGAGUCUAGCUAGGAAAGACAGUUGUACACCAAAAGGAAAAGAUAGUGGCCUCCUUACUCCAGCAAGCAAGAGUAAAUCAAACUCUAGCUACAAAAUUCAUCAUAGCUACCCCUCUGUACAUGAUGAAAAUUUAGAAGAUUCAGAUCUGUUAUCAAACACUGGUAAGGAAACACACGAAGAGUUUGAAUCUACAGAUGAAGAACAAAAGGUCGGAAGCAAAAGCAGAACUUCUUCUGUAAGCUCUGUUAAGAGAAACCUUAACUUCCUCAAGAAGGAAGAUACCCCAGUUCAAAAGCAGAAGAGGGAUAGUCAAGGAAGUGGAUCCAGAGCAACGAAGAGUGAACUUCUUAGAAUAAAAAUAAUAAGAAAUCAACAAGGAAAUAAUGGAAGUCAGGGAAGAAAAGGGAAGAAAAGUGAAGAAAAGAAAAGAAAAGAAAAGGAAAGAAAAGAAAACAUUCUGAAAAAUAAAGCAAAAGAAGAGAGGAAAAAGAAACAAAAAGAGGAACAAAAAGAGGAACAAAAAGAGGAACAAAAAGAGGAACAAAAAGAGGAUCAAGUAAAUUCGAAACUCACAGAGACAAAGGAAAACAUUAAUAAAGCCUCAGGAAGAGAAGUAGUGAAUAUACUCUUUAUCGAAAAGUUUAAAGAGGAACUUGAAAAAAUAAAAGAAGAAUGGGAUGAGUUUAAUAGAGAUUUUGAAGAUUUUAAUGAACAUCGCAAAAUGUGUGAAAUGAUCAGAGAUAAACUCUUAAAUACAAAAGCUCUUAAAAAAUACAGAAGAUACAACACUAUGACUAAUGAAAUCAAGGAGGACCUGUUGAUAUCUGUUAUUGAAAAAAUGUUAAGAAUGAAUAGUGAGAAACAGAGAAAGGAACUUGAGAGAAAAAUGAGUGAGGAUCCAAGCUCAAAUGAAGCUUGGUUAAAAUCAGUGAUUGCUAAUAGCAAUUCUACAGAAAACCCUGAAAAUAUAACCUAAAAUCUUCACUCCAUAUUUUCCCUAAAAAUCUCAGAUAUAAAGCUUCAAU
Molecule: messenger RNA, 1887 nt
Organism: Moneuplotes crassus
Lineage: Eukaryota; Ciliophora; Spirotrichea; Euplotida; Euplotidae
Source: the annotation of a GenBank genome assembly